AUGGAAAAACUGAAGCAGAAGAAGAAGAAGGUCUCGUAUUCAUACGAAAUCCCAUAUGAUCUCCUUUUAGAUAUAUUCUCUCGAGUCCCGGCAAAGUCAAUAGCUAGGUUUAGUUGCUUAUCUAAAUCAUGGAGAUCAAAACUUGGCCUUCCUUAUUUCACUGAGCUGUUCCUCACCAAGUCUUUAGCUCGCCCACGGCUCUUGUUCGCCAUCAAAGAUAAUGAAGAUUUAUUCUUCUUCUCUUCACCUCAACCGCAGAAUCCAGUUGACAAGUCUUCUCUUGUAGCCACCCGUUAUCGGAUGAACUUUCCCAAAUAUCUUCCAUCUCGAGUGUGUCCACCGCACAGUGGAUUGGUCUUUCUUCAUAGCAGGGGAAGAAAGGAGCGGGUGAUCUGUAACCCCGUCACGGGAGAGUCCAUAACCUUACCCAAAGUGUAUGCGAGGGGUGUUAAAAGAUGUUUUUUGGGGUAUGAUCCGAUCAACAAACAGUUCAAAGUCUUGUGUACGACUCGGUCACGCUAUGAAGGAAGAUCCGAAACUUAUUGGGUUUUGACAUUGGAGACUGGAAAACUUAUAUGGAGAAGGACGAUGGAAUGCAUACCCCAUACUGAUGGAUAUGGUGAAAUAUGCAUAAACGGUGUUUUGUAUUACAAAGCUCACAUUGAUGGAUCUUCUUGUGUGAUAGUUUGUUUUGACUUUAGCUCUGAGAAGUUCAGCUUUAUUAAGUUGCAUGGAAAAAUGCUACAUGGGACUUUGAUCAACUACAAAGAAGAUGCUGGAAAACGUAAAUGGUGCAAAAGAAUAAGCGUGCUGUUAAGCUUACACGACAAGCUCGGGAUCAAUCUUGACAAAGUUGGAAUGACCGGUGCUGGUGAAAUUGUGUUUGUGCCGCCGUACCGUAAACCAGACCUUUUCUACAUUGUCUACUACAAUAUCGAGAGGAAAACUUUUGCGAGAGUCAAUAUUGAUAUUCACGGAUCUGAAGAGCUAAAGGAUCGUACAUUUGUCGUUACCACCUUUCUAGACUAUGUUGAGAAUAUGAAGUUUUUGUAA
Molecule: messenger RNA, 1053 nt
Organism: Microthlaspi erraticum
Lineage: Eukaryota; Viridiplantae; Streptophyta; Magnoliopsida; Brassicales; Brassicaceae
Source: the annotation of a GenBank genome assembly